AAGGCGUGAAUGUUCAUCCUCCUGUCCUGUGGGUGGCAGCACCGCGCUAACGUGGCGCUGUUGUGUUGUAUUGUAUCGCGGAAGGAAAAAGAAGCGCUUCCGUCAGUACACACGCCGGGUUCAUCAUGGCGGCGGGACCGAUUUCAGAACGAAAUCAAGAUGCCACUGUAUAUGUGGGUGGUCUUGAUGAGAAGGUCUCUGAGCCUCUUUUGUGGGAGCUUUUCCUGCAAGCUGGUCCUGUUGUAAACACACACAUGCCCAAAGACAGAGUAACAGGACAACAUCAGGGUUAUGGCUUUGUGGAGUUCCUCAGUGAAGAGGAUGCAGACUACGCCAUAAAGAUCAUGAACAUGAUCAAACUUUACGGCAAACCCAUACGAGUCAACAAGGCUUCGGCGCACAACAAGAACCUUGAUGUCGGCGCCAACAUCUUCAUUGGCAACUUAGAUCCUGAGAUUGACGAGAAACUCCUUUAUGAUACUUUCAGCGCUUUCGGUGUGAUCCUUCAGACGCCGAAGAUCAUGCGAGACCCGGACACGGGCAACUCCAAGGGUUAUGCUUUCAUCAACUAUGCCAGUUUUGAUGCUUCUGAUGCAGCUAUUGAGGCCAUGAACGGCCAGUAUCUCUGCAAUCGGCCCAUCACUGUUUCAUACGCAUUUAAGAAGGACUCAAAGGGCGAGAGGCACGGCUCUGCUGCAGAGCGUCUCCUGGCCGCACAGAAUCCACUUUCACAGGCCGAUCGCCCCCAUCAGCUUUUCGCAGACGCCCCACCACCUCCCAGCAUUCCCACACCUGUCAUGACCGCCAUGGGUGGAGGGAUGCCAAUGCCAGGGAUGCCGCCUCCUGGUGCUUUCCCACCUGUUCCUCCUCCUGGCACAAUGCCACCUGGGAUGCCGCCCGGUAUGCCCAUGCCGCCUGCACCAGGUACUCCAGGAUCACAGGGUGGCGGAGGGCACCCACCAGGACCCCCGCCCUUCCCCCCUGCAGGAAUGCAUCCACCAGGAAUGCCACCAAUGCCAAUGCCCCCGUCAGGACCUCCCGGAAUGGUGCCUCCUCCGCCUGGCCCGCCUGGAUCUACUCAACAGAGAGCACCUACUCCACCCGGCAUGCCUCCUCCCCCCAUGGGUGUCCCUCCCAGAGGACCGUUCGGUCCCCCAAUGGGUCCACCAAUGCAUCCGGGUAUGAGGGGGCCUCCUCCACCAAUGCCACCUCCAGGUUAUGGUGCUGGCCCACCCAGACCUCCACCCUUCGGCUUCCAGAGAGGGCCUCCCUUGCCACCACGUCCUCCUGCACCACCAAGGGGUCCAAUGAGAGCACCAAUGCCUCCCUAAACCCUAAUGUGAAGACCUUUUUGAAACCUUUGUUGUUUUUAUUUACAUUCUGUGCUUUAAUAGAUGGAUCUCUUGCUUCUUUGUAUACAGAUUUCUUAAUUUUGGUCAUUGUACCUUUUCAGAAUUAGCAAGAAUAAACAAUUUUAUAUAA
This is a messenger RNA of Ctenopharyngodon idella (grass carp), 1482 nucleotides long. It is a transcript of the gene sf3b4, whose product is annotated as splicing factor 3b, subunit 4. Gene Ontology annotation, molecular function: RNA binding. The transcript has 5 exons. Gene Ontology annotation, cellular component: nucleolus; U12-type spliceosomal complex. The coding region runs from base 126 to 1331 and encodes 401 amino acids. Gene Ontology annotation, biological process: positive regulation of mRNA splicing, via spliceosome. The record is from RefSeq and is a predicted model, not a curated record. NCBI's taxonomy places the organism in Eukaryota, Metazoa, Chordata, Actinopteri, Cypriniformes, Xenocyprididae.